Molecule: messenger RNA, 1182 nt
Organism: Cylas formicarius (sweet potato weevil)
Lineage: Eukaryota; Metazoa; Arthropoda; Insecta; Coleoptera; Brentidae
Gene: Sar1
Product: GTP-binding protein SAR1b
Exons: 4
Coding region: 234-815 (193 amino acids)
Biological process (GO): vesicle organization; intracellular protein transport; membrane organization
Cellular component (GO): endoplasmic reticulum exit site; COPII vesicle coat
Molecular function (GO): GTP binding; GTPase activity
Source: RefSeq, a predicted model, not a curated record
GCACACUGGUGUCACAUCAUCGUGUCACUGUCACUUCGCCAGUGUCAAAAAUCUACGUUAAAAUCAGUUAAAAACUUUUAUUGACUAAGCAAAAGGGCAAUAAAAUUAAGUUUUUCCAGUACUGAAAGUAAAUUUUCUUUUUCUAACUUCGUUCUGUUAUUGUAAAGUUAACUGUGCAAGUUCCUAUUUUAAAGGUAACGGAAAUUUAAGCAGCCGCUUACUUUUUGGAAAAAAUGUUCAUUUGGGAUUGGUUUACUGGAGUUUUGGGAUAUUUAGGAUUGUGGAAGAAAUCUGGCAAGCUACUUUUCCUGGGCUUGGACAAUGCUGGAAAAACUACCCUUUUACACAUGCUCAAGGAUGACCGGCUCGCACAGCAUCUUCCCACUCUUCAUCCUACAUCCGAAGAAUUAUCCAUUGGUAACAUGAGGUUCACUACAUUUGAUUUGGGCGGACAUUCUCAGGCCAGGAGGGUGUGGAAAGACUAUUUCCCGGCGGUGGAUGCUAUCGUAUUUUUAGUAGACGCCAAUGACAGGCCUAGGUUUUUCGAAAGCAAAGCCGAAUUGGACUCGCUGCUGACGGAUGAGAGUUUAGCCAAUUGCCCAGUACUUAUCUUAGGCAACAAAAUUGAUUUGCCGGGCGCAGCUUCGGAGGAUGAGCUUAGAAAUUUUUUCGCUCUAUUUGGACAGACAACCGGCAAGGGCAAAGUACCAAGAUCGGACCUACCCGGGCGCCCCUUAGAAUUAUUUAUGUGCUCGAUUUUGAAGCGACAAGGUUAUGGCGAAGGUUUCCGCUGGUUAGCCCAAUAUAUUGAUUGAGUGUUGAAAUCCUUUUCCGAGUUUGUUUCGUAACGUUUUUAAAACUUUAUAGAUAAUUUGUUUCUAAAUUUGAUUAAGCCCUACCUUCUCUAAAUUCAGUCCCAUAUUGGUAAUUUUAUGGCCCACUGUUGUAUUUUUAAAGCAACUUAUCUGUAAAGUUUUCGCUGCCAUUUCUGGAUGUAAAGAAAACUUUGAAAUAAGUUUACAUGUAUUUUUUUAUGUUUCAUUGGUUCAAUUAAUAAGUGGCCCCUCGUCUUUUUUUUUCUGUAAAUUAUUGCCCAGGAGAUUGUUGUAAAAAAUUGUUUUUACCUCUGUAUAAAAAAAUGAUAUUAAAUGCCCCCCCCCACCCCCAUUUUUUUUUUAAAUU